Messenger RNA from Penicillium concentricum, 1038 nucleotides. RefSeq lists its product as uncharacterized. Bases 1 to 1038 code for a protein of 345 amino acids. The record is from RefSeq and is a predicted model, not a curated record. NCBI's taxonomy places the organism in Eukaryota, Fungi, Ascomycota, Eurotiomycetes, Eurotiales, Aspergillaceae. The transcript is spliced from 3 exons.
AUGGCCCGUAAAGGAGUCUUCUCAUGGGAGGAUGUGUUGGUUCAGCGAUAUCAGAACCUGAAAACAGGCAACAAACCCCCUUCACUUCUCCACGUUCAAGCAAUAGCCUUCUCCUCACAACUCCAAAGUCGACUCCUCACUCGGCUAUCACCGGAGCUUCGGCUAAUGAUUUGGGGAUUUGUCCUGGCAAACCAAAGAAUCCACAUAAUCCAAUGCAGCAGGCAACGACUUGGGCACGUGCUAUGUCCAUGUGCGCUCGAGUCAAAGCGCCACAAACACAAAUGCGAGAUUUGUCAUGGCACCGGCAUCUCCCAGCCGGCCAAAGAGGCUGAUCUCCUGCGCUGGAAUAAGGUUAAGCUACUGGGUCUGGCGUUGACUUGUCGGCAGAUAUACCACGAAUCAAUCCCUCUCCUCUACACCCUCCCAACUCUAGAAUUCAGUAACCCCUGGACCCUCCCAUACCUCCUCCCAACGAUCCCACCAGAACACCGCGACCGCAUACGCGCCAUCGAGCUCCGCUGGUCCUUCCCAGGCCACUGGCUCCCAAGCAAAGACUCCGUACGUGCCGUGUACGUGUCCGCCGGACGGGCACAGUGGACCGAGACAUGCCGGGCGGUAUCGCAGCUAGGCUCCCUGCGGUCAUUCGUGCUCGUUCUGGAGAGCAAUUGGUUCAGCGAGCCCGUUGAAAAAUUGGUUGGGUUUUUGGAGCCGUUGAGGGGGGUGGUUGUUCGGCCUGUUUCGAGACGGGGUUGGGAUGGGGAUUGUAUGAAGGAUGAUGUGGAUGUGGAGCUUGGUGGGAAUUGUGGGGGUCUGUUUCGGAGGGAUCCCGGGUUCGGUGAUGGGUUUAGUUCCGACGAGGACUCUUGUAAGAGUUUGGGAUCGGGUUCUGGGUCGUUUUCUUCGGUUGAUUCGGCUUCUGAGUCUCGGGGUAGUUGGGAGUUGAGGCUUCAGGGUCAGUCGUAUUAUUUGCAUGAAUUGGAUCGCAUAGGGGUGGAUCUUCGGCGGAGGGGCAUAGACUGCUGGAUAUCAGCGGUGUGA